AAGGCCUGAAGUAUGGCGUGUGCACCGCAAUCUGCUACAGAGUACCUCGAAAAGACCAGGAGAGACCUGGUGAAACACAUGAAAAACCUUCCUCUGAUCAUUGAGAAUCUUAAGCAGAAGAAGGUUUUCAAUGACGAUAACAUCAAUGAUCUGAAAGCCAAGGACACAGAGUUUGAUAAAGCCAGUUGUAUACUGGACUGGGUCAUUAAAAAAGGAGAACUGGCCAGUUAUGAAUUACUCAAGAUUCUGGAAGAAACUAAGAAGAGGACAUUAGAUCCUGCUUUACACUCCUGGAUCAGCUGUUUUCCCUUCAGAGAUGAAGAUGCACAGCCAAGCCGUUUAUUUGGUACAAAGUCCUGUAAAAACUACCAGACACAGCUCAAAAAGAAAGCAGAAAGUUUACUGAAGGACCAAAGGGAAAGUUGCUGUAAAUAUCUGGAUGACAAGGUACAAGGAAACUUCAGUUUUAUUCCUCUUGUUUUAGAGACCGGCUCUGCGGUAAAAACUCCCCAAUGCGAAAUAUAUUUGAAAAACAAAAAUUGCAAAAAACGGAGAGCUUACAUUCCUACCGAGGGUCAAGCGUUAUCACCUGAGGACCCCCUGAGAUGGAAAGACAAAAGCAUCCUCAUCAUCGGCAAACCUGGAGUAGGAAAGACUUCAGUUGUCCAGGAAAUGCUGCGUGUUUGGGCAGAGAAGGAUGGCAGAGAGAUAGACUACAUGUUUUACUUUGAUCAAAGUGUUCUGGCUCACAAUAGUGUUGCCAGCUUGGAAUCUCUUUUGUUUGAUGUGUAUAUAAAACCAAUGGAAAAAGACCAAAAAGAAGUGUUUCAAGAUAUUGUGGAAAACUCUGAGAAUGUUGUCAUCGUGUUUGAUGGUGUGAUGGAUUUGGGAAAAAAAUCCAUCUUGAGGAAGAUCAUGAAGCACGAGCUCCUGCCGGAAGCCAAGAUUGUGAUCACAUGCAGAUCAGAGGAGGAAGAUGAUCCACUUUUCUCUGACUGGCCGACACGGACCGUGUAUGUACAAGGAUUCAGUGCAGAGUCUAUCAACACUUACUAUCAGAAGAUGUUGGGUCAUGAUCCUGUUCUUCUAGAAGUUGUUUUGAAGAAUCAAGAGCUCUUCAGUCUUAGUCAUGUGCCAUUGUAUGCAUUCAUGAUUGUAGAAUUAAUUAAUUUUAAAAAUGACACUGUAUGCAACUAUCAUCACACAGUCACUGAAAUCUACAUCCACAUUUUCCGUUUUGCUGUGAAGAAACAUGGAGAUAAACAAAAUAAGCAAAUAGACAAGUAUCUGAAAGAGAAGAAGGAUCAGAUUCAUAGAUUGAUGAAAAAUGCUUUCGAUGGCACUAUGAAGAAGUGCCUGAACCUUCCAGAUUUUAGCAGUGAUGAGACGGACAUUUGUCAUGCUUUUCUGAAAAUGAUCACAACAACAGACUCGCCAACAUCUGCAACUACACACUGUGCGUUUCUCCACAACACAAUGCAGGAUUUCUUCUCCGCUUUGUGGCUUCUUGGACAUCCAGAUGAAGUUGAGAAAGUCCUACAGCUCUGUCAGACUGAAGAGCAUAAACACAUGAGAUAUGUUCUUCCUUUCUUAUGUGGACUUCUGAGUGAACACAACACCAGACUCCUCAAAUGUCUCUUCACAGAGGAUCAGAUACAGAAAACAUCUGACUGGUUGACUGAGAAGCGUGUGGACACAUUUCUUCAAGCUCACAGUGAGAGUGAAGAGUUUGAUCUUCUCUAUGUGUGUCAGUGCUUGUAUGAGCUCCAGUCUCCUAAAGCCUGCUUAAUGUUCCUGGAGAAGAUGAACCAUCAGAUUGAACCAGAAGUGGAUCUCGAUCCUCAUCAGUGUUGUGCUCUGUCUUAUGUGAUUGGUCAGUCCAGAGAUAAAGAGGUUUAUCUGAAUCUGGACGACUGUGAUGUAGCUGAUGUGGGAAUGAUCAUGCUGCUCAGCUGCUCUCCAAACAUCAGGGUAAAGACUUGUAAAGAACCGCUGAAGCAAAUCAUAUUUUUUGUAGAAUUCUUCCAUAAAUCAUUAAAUCAAUGUGACUGCAAACUUUUUGAGUUGAGAGGAAGAGACAACUCAGGAACUUUAAAUGCUCUGCUGGAUCUGUGCUCACAUGUGAAGAACUAUGAGACUCAAACAGGCAGGAGUUUUCUUCCAGCAUUACAGUCAGUUUUCCAGUUACGUGAUGUCUGGAUCAUAGAUCUCUCAGAGAGAAAGAGCUCGAUCCUCCUGGAAGUGCUGAAGCUCCAGACAGAAAAGAAACCAGUCGAGCUGAGUGGAUUGUCAGUGGAAGAGAGUGAUGUGAAGAGUUUCCUUCAGUGUCUGCCACACGUCUCAAAGCUGAGAUUCUCUGAUAUGAGUAAAAGCGUUCUUCAUGAAUUUCUUCUGAGUCUCUUCAUUAAAGCAGCAGAGAUCGAGACCCAGACAGGAGAACAGAUGCUGGAACAGUUAGCAUCAGUCUGCACCAGCUCUUCCGAUAAUAGACAGACUUACAUAUUUGAUGAUUGGGAUUUCCUGCUGGAUCUGUACUCUCGUGUGAAGAACUUUGAGACUCAAAUAGGCAGGAGUUUUCUUCCAGCAUUACAGUCAGUUUUCCAGUUACGUGAUGUCUGGUUCAUAGAUCUCUCAGAGAGAAAGAGCUCAGUCCUCCUGGAAAUGUUGAAGCUCCAGACAGAGAAGAAAACAGUCGAGCUGAGAAGAUGUUCAGAUGAAGAGAGUGACGUGAAGAGUCUCCUUCAGUGUCUGCCACACAUCUCAAAGCUGAGGUUCUGGUUCUUUAAUGAAGAAACAAGGAUGUCUGCAGUCAGAUUCCUGCUGAAGCUCUGUGUUGCUGCAGGAGAAACUGAUGAAGAAACAAGAUUCUUGACUCUGCUGUCAUCUGUGUGCAGCUACAAAACCUUCCCUUUUGAUGAAGAGGAUUAUAAUUAUUAUGAUUAUGAUCAUGCUGAUGAUCAGCGUGAUUUCCUGCUGGAUCUGUUCUCUCAUGUGAAGAACUAUGAGACUCAAACAGGCAUGAGUUUUCUUCCAGCAUUACAGUCAGUUUUCCAGUUACGUGAUGUCUGGAUCAUAGAUCUCUCAGAGAGAAAGAGCUCAGUCCUCCUGGAAGUGCUGAAGCUCCAGACAGAGAAGAAACCAGUCGAGCUGAGUGGAUGUCCAGAUGAAGAGAGUGACGUGAAGAGCUUCCUUCAGUGUCUGCCACACAUCUCAGAGCUGAGGUUCUGGGACAUUUAUGAUGAAGAUACCAGGAUGUCUGCAGUCAGAUUCCUGCUGAAGCUCUGUGUUGCUGCAGGAGAAACUGAUGAAGAAACAAGAUUCUUGACUCUGCUCUCAUCUGUGUGCAGCUACAAAACCUUCCCUUUUGAUGAUAAUUAUCAUGAUGCUUAUGUUCAGAGUGAUUUCCUGCUGGAUCUGUGCUCACAUGUGAAGAACUAUGAGACUCAAACAGGCAGGAGUUUUCUUCCAGCAUUACAGUCAGUUUUCCAGUUACGUGAUGUCUGGAUCAUAGAUCUCUCAAACAGAAAGAUCUCCGUCCUCCUGGAAGUGUUGAAGCUCCAGACAGAGAAAAAAACAGUGAAGCUGAGAAGAUGUUCAGAGAAAGAGAUUGACGUGAAGAGUUUCCUUCAGUGUCUGCCACACGUCUCAAAGCUGAGGUUCUGGGACAUUUAUGAUGAAGAUACCAGGAUGUCUGCAGUCAGAUUCCUGCUGAAGCUCUGUGUUGCUGCAGGAGAAACUGACGAAGAAACAAGAUUCUUGACUCUGCUGUCAUCUGUGUGCAGCUACAAAACCUUCCCUUAUGAUAAUAAUUAUUAUAAUGCUGGUGUUCAGAGUGAUUUCCUGCUGGAUCUAUGCUCACAUGUGAAGAACUAUGAGACUCAAACAGGCAGGAGUUUUCUUCCAGCAUUACAGUCAGUUUUCCAGUUACGUGAUGUCUGGAUCAUAGAUCUCUCAGAGAGAAAGAGCUCAGUCCUCCUGGAAGUGUUGAAGCUCCAGACAGAAAAGAAACCAGUCGAGCUCAGUGGAUUGUCAGAGAAAAAGAGAGACGUGAAGAGUUUCCUUCAGUGUCUGCAGCACAUCUCACAGCUGAGACUCGACCUCACUCUCAAACCUAAAGCUGUCUCUGUCAGAGGAACAAGGCUUCUCUUCAGACACCUCACAAACACACACGCACUCAGGCUGAGUGGUUAUAUGCUGGUGAGAGUUGUGCAGGCGUUGAGGUUUAUGAAGGUUCGAGCUCCCAUCACAGUUAAUGAGCUCACACUUGAUCUGAAUAACGAACAGCAGUCAGAGAGCAAUCUGUCCAGGAUCCUGAGCAAAUUAGCCAUCCUUCUGAGACUCUGGACUGUACGGUGUUUGAACUUGACAGAAUACAAGACUCAGUCUGUUUCUGUGUCUGUGUUACUGUGUCACCAGGGACCAGUGACUCUCAGACUGUCCAAAGAGACUCUCCAGAAGCUUGUUAAAUGUGUCUAUGAAGCUCAGGAAGAGGAACUGACUCAAUGCUUCCUGCAGAAAGUGGAAGGCGAUCUGACUUCCUGUUCCUUGAGCUGGGAAGAGCUUCAUUAUUUCCUGCAGCACAGAAUUCAACAAAUCACUCUGAACCUCAGAAAGAGUAACAUUCAGGCCAACAUCAGAGAAAUUCUGCCAUUCCUGAACCAGGUUAAGUUUAAACGGAUGAGCUCUGACUUCAUGCUGUGUGUGAUCAGAGAGGUCUAUGAGUCUGGCUCUGCUGGGUUUGUGUCCAGUCUGUUGAGUUCAGUGGAGAACUACAUUAACCUGCAGAGCAGAGAUCUGGACUCUGUUCACUGUGCGUCUCUGCGCUUCACACUGCAGCACUGCACUGCAGCUUCACUCAACCUGCUCUGGACCUCCAUACCAGAGGAAGAGCUGCAGAGCAUUCUGCCUCUCUUCACACACCUCUCCCACCUCAGUGUUGACAGGCUGCUGUUACUGAAGAUGCUUCACUGCUGCAGUGUGUCUGAUGUCCAGCAGGAAACAGCAGCUGUUCUGCUCUCUGUCCUUCAGCACAAGCUGGACUUCUCCUGCCGCUCUGCUCUGGAUCUGACAGCAAACACAGACGCAGAGCCUCUACAUCUGACCGCUGAAGACUGUCGUGUUAUGUCCAGAGUCAUUCGGAGAGCUCAUUCAGACACAAAGACACGGCUGAUUCUGCAGGACUGUGUGAUUCAUACAGCUGGAAUGGAUCAGCUGUUCCCAGUGUUACACUCUGUUCAGCUCUGCUGUGAUAAACCUCUGCUGCUUCAGUUUCUGGCUCAUGUGAGGCCUGAGGAAGCCCCGUCUCUCUCUCAAGCUCUGGGUGAAGAGCUGGAUCUCAGUCAGACUCCGCUGGAUCCGCAGGUCUGUAGAGGUCUGGAGCUGAUUCUGGAGUAUUCUGAAGGACUGACAGAACUGGAUCUGAGUCAGUGCCAUCUCACAGAUCACAGUCUGGAUCUGCUGCUCCCAAACCUCCACAAAGCUCAAAUCAUUGAUUUCAGUGGAAACAGCAUCACUGACGCUGGGGCUGAGAAAAUCUACAGUAUCAUCUCUCACAACAGUAACAUAAAGACAGUAAGGCUCUUCAACAACAGAAUUGAAUCCAGACAGCUCUUCAGCACAGACCUGCGAUUUGAGAUCUGGUGAUGUCAGUAAACUCUCUGGAAUCAACAAGCAGAUGAAAAUAUCCCAACGCUAUCUUACGACCAAUUCGUACGUAUUUUACGAGGUGGCUUAUUCGUACGAAUUUGUACGACCUCACUCGUAUGAUUU
Messenger RNA from Carassius auratus (goldfish), 5769 nucleotides. RefSeq lists its product as uncharacterized. Lineage: Eukaryota; Metazoa; Chordata; Actinopteri; Cypriniformes; Cyprinidae. Gene Ontology annotation, biological process: regulation of apoptotic process. The record is from RefSeq and is a predicted model, not a curated record. Bases 13 to 5643 code for a protein of 1876 amino acids. The transcript has 15 exons.